Molecule: messenger RNA, 602 nt
Organism: Dermacentor silvarum
Lineage: Eukaryota; Metazoa; Arthropoda; Arachnida; Ixodida; Ixodidae
Product: keratin-associated protein 6-2-like
Exons: 2
Coding region: 111-374 (87 amino acids)
Source: RefSeq, a predicted model, not a curated record
UCAGGUUGAUAUUCAGCUAUAAAAGCACCGAACAUGCGUCUGCUGGUCGCAAACCUCUCUUUCUCCGUGAUCAUCGGCUCGCCGACGUAACCACCUAUAAGGGCGCCGCCAUGAACGCAGCUCUCUCCAUCGUCCUCCUCGGUUUCAUCACUGCCGCCACCGCCGGCGCAAUCAUUAGUGACGAUGGCGGCUACGGCCCUGCCUACAGUGCCGGUUAUGGCAGAGCCUCCGGCGCUGACUACACGGCCAGUGAUGUCACCGUCCCUGGCCCAGUCUUAGAUAAUGGCUACGUGCCUGUCGACCCCUUGGGCCCCAGCUCCGGCUCCGGCUCCGGCUCUGGCUCCGGCUCUGGCUAUAGCUCUGGCUCCGGCUAGGGCUCUGGCUCCGGCACUGGCUACGCCCCUACCGGCGCUGGUCUAGCCUUCUCUACGGUGGCUAGAUUCUGCAGGUGUGCAGACCGGUGCGGUUCGCUGCUUCUCCGCAUCAUGACAGCAGGUGUGGCGCAGCGGUCGGAAACCUGUCGCGAAGCACGCUUCGUCUGCUACUGGUGCGCGCUUGUACGAUUUCAAGUUCUUUGCUUUUUCUAACUAAAACAUAAAAUA